Molecule: messenger RNA, 942 nt
Organism: Lichtheimia ornata
Lineage: Eukaryota; Fungi; Mucoromycota; Mucoromycetes; Mucorales; Lichtheimiaceae
Exons: 7
Coding region: 1-942 (313 amino acids)
Source: RefSeq, a predicted model, not a curated record
AUGUUGUAUGCAAAACGAUUGGCCUUGCUGCUGGCGACGUUGAUCCUUUUAUUAGCCAUAGAUACAUCAUUCAUCGAAGCAUGGCUGACAAGAUGGUGCUAUAUCAGCGGCGGUGGCAAUAGGUUGUCAUUUCUUUGUCGGAACCUCUUUUCUCAGCAGUCAGUGUACCUGUCUUCUUCGUUGCCAAUGAGCCAUCCCUACCAUCGUAUAGUUUUGUUUGGAGAUUCCAUCACACAGUUUAGCUUUGAUCCAGAGUUGAGCGGUUUUGGUGCUGGUCUUGCUCAUAGCUAUCAACGUCGCAUGGAUGUGAUGAAUCGUGGUUUCUCAGGAUACAAUACCAAAUGGGCUCUUCCUAUUCUACGUCAAUUGCUACCGACUGUCGAGCAACAAAAGCAGCAUGCGUCCCAAGUACAGUUAAUGACCAUCUUUUUCGGUGCCAAUGAUGCUGCAUUGCCAUUUUCCGAUCAGCAUGUUCCACUUGAGCAAUACAAGGAUAACCUUCGCAAGAUGAUAUCCAUGGUCAAAUCACCUGACUCUCCUUAUUACAAUCCAACGACGCGUCUCGUUCUUAUCACACCUCCUCCACUUGACGAAGCCCAAUGGGAAAAGAAUUGUGAUGGCCCCCUGAACCGGACCUUUGAAUCGGCUAAACAAUAUGCAGCAGCAGUACGUGAAGUGGCCAAAGAGUGCAAUGUGGUCGUGGCAGAUCUAUGGACUAUGCUUGUUGAAGAAUCGGGCGAGGCUCAUUUUGGAGAAUAUCUCAAUGAUGGACUACAUUUGAGUGCCAAAGGCAAUCGGGCUGUGCAUCAAUUACUGAUGAAAUUGAUCAAGGAACAUUUCAAUGAUAUUCAUCCAGACAACUUGCCGAUGGAGAUUCCAUGGUGGAGAAAUCUUUCACGCACCGAUUACGAGCAAGAGCUGCAAUUUCCUCUUUUGAAGUAA